Monodelphis domestica (gray short-tailed opossum) is the source of this 8157-nucleotide messenger RNA. It is a transcript of the gene ANKRD50, whose product is annotated as ankyrin repeat domain 50. Lineage: Eukaryota; Metazoa; Chordata; Mammalia; Didelphimorphia; Didelphidae. Gene Ontology annotation, molecular function: protein binding. The record is from RefSeq and is a predicted model, not a curated record.
ACAGCUUUACUGCCCUGAAGAGAAGAGGCUGUGAUCGGAAUCAUUUUUGUAGCUUUGCCGGUGUCUGAAACGGCCACGGUCCAUCGCUUUGAGUGACUCUCCUUAAAGAAGUCUGGGGCUGUGUCUGCUUGAAAAUGGUCAUUUGUUUUCUAGAGUAAAGCUCUCUGUUCAAUUUUCCUGUGGAGGAGAGCUUUUCUGGAUGUGCUUUUCAGGCACAAAAUUAACACUAGUAGUCAAGAGAGGCCUUUGGUAUCUACACUGAAAGACUGGGCUUUUCCUUUAGUUAUUCCAGAUGUAUUGUCUCAUCUCUAUACUUGAAACAUCCACAAUUUCUAUAAAUUCCAGAUGUAGCCAUGGAGUUCUGUGACCUAUUGAGCCAUAUGAAAAGUAUUAUUGAGUUCUGGGACCAGACAUCUUUUCAUCAGAUCAACAAUUAAACUAAUGUAUUAUCUGCUACUCAAGACAACGGUUGGAAAUAAAAUUAAACAUCUGCAAAAAGAACUCUCUGCCCAAUGUGCUUUGUGAGAAACAUUUAGUAGUGAUCCCACUUGGAGCUUCAUUUGCAAGGUAUUACCUAGUGGGUCUCCAGAUUUCCCUUUAUAUUCCCUCAGGUUUUAGCAAAUGCUGAAGGAGGAGAGCAGUCUACUAUGACCAGUCCUUGGGAAGAGAAGGCCUGCAAAAUGGCUCAAACCAGUUUGCUGCAGGGGAAGCAGUUUUACUGUAGAGAGUGGGUUUUCCACAAGCUUCAACAUUGCCUCCAGGAGAAAACUAACUGUAGUAACAGUGCUAUCAACAACCCAUCCCUCGUGAAUCCUGGGAAUAAUGCUAGUGUUGUCUCUGGGAAAGGAGCAGCCUGGGGUGUGUUGUUGGUAGGAGGGCCUGGCAGUGGAAAGACAGCCCUCUGUACUGAGCUAUUAUGGCCAAGUUCACCUACAAGUUUGCAGAGAGGUUUACAUCGACAAGCCCUGGCCUUUCAUUUUUGCAAAGCCCAGGACUCUGACACCCUCUGCGUUGGAGGAUUUGUUCGAGGUCUAGUUGCCCAGAUCUGCCACAGUGGACUAAUCCAGGGGUACGAGGACAAGCUAAGGGAUCCAGCAGUCCAAAGCCUCUUACAGCCUGGGGAAUGCGAGAGGAACCCAGCUGAAGCUUUUAAAAGGUGUGUUCUCCUCCCUCUUUUGGGAAUGAAGCCACCCCAACAGAGUCUCUAUCUGCUUGUUGAUUCUGUUGAUGAAGGUUGUAAUAUUGCUGAAGGUGAACAGACUUCAGGCUUGUCUGGGACUGUGGCAGAGCUGUUAGCUGGUCAUCAUGAAUUCUUUCCACCUUGGCUGCUACUUCUCUGCUCUGCACGCAAACAGAGUAAGGCUGUUACCAAAAUGUUUACAGGCUUUCGAAAAAUAAGUCUUGAUGAUCUUCGGAAAGCUUACAUUGUUAAGGAUGUCCAACAGUACAUUCUCCAUCGUCUGGAUCAAGAAGAAGCCUUGAGACAACACCUCACAAAGGAAACUGCAGAAAUGUUGAAUCAGCUCCAUAUCAAAAGCAGCGGUUGUUUCCUUUAUCUAGAACGAGUUCUAGAUGGAGUUGUGGAAAAUUUUAUUAUGUUAAGAGAAAUCCGUGAUAUUCCUGGAACCCUCAAUGGGCUAUAUCUCUGGCUCUGUCAAAGACUUUUUGUGAGGAAACAAUUCGCAAAAGUUCAACCUAUUCUGAAUGUAAUUCUUGCAGCAUGCCGACCACUCACCAUAACAGAAUUAUAUCAUGCAGUAUGGACCAAAAAUAUGUCAUUGACCAUAGAAGACUUCCAACGCAAAUUAGAUGUACUCUCAAAACUUCUUGUUGAUGGACUAGGAAAUACUAAAAUACUGUUUCAUUAUAGUUUUGCAGAGUGGCUACUAGACGUCAAACAUUGCACACAAAAAUAUUUAUGUAAUGCAGCAGAGGGACACAGAAUGCUUGCAAUGAGUUAUACCUGUCAAGCAAAAGAUUUAACUCCUUUAGAAGCUCAAGAAUUUGCAUUACACUUGAUUAAUUCAAACUUGCAAUUAGAGACUUCUGAGUUAGCUCUCUGGAUGAUAUGGAAUGGUACACCUGUCCGAGAUUCUCUGUCUACUUUGAUCCCCAAAGAACAGGAAGUCUUGCAGCUGUUGGUAAAAGCAGGCGCACACGUCCACAGCGAAGAUGAUCGCACCUCUUGCAUUGUCCGGCAAGCCUUAGAAAGGGAAGAUUCUAUUCGAACCUUAUUAGACAAUGGAGCGUCUGUAAACCAGUGUGAUUCAAACGGGAGAACUUUGUUGGCUAAUGCUGCAUAUAGUGGCAAUCUUGAUGUCGUUAAUUUACUCAUUUCCAGGGGAGCAGAUUUGGAAAUUGAAGAUGCUCAUGGCCAGACAGCGCUGACACUGGCUGCUCGUCAGGGACAUACCAAGGUGGUUAACUGUUUGAUAGGCUGUGGAGCGAAUAUCAAUCACAAUGAUCAUGACGGCUGGACAGCAUUACGGUCUGCUGCUUGGGGAGGUCACACUGAGGUUGUUUCUGCUCUCCUUUAUGCUGGCGUCAAAGUGGAUUGUGCAGAUGCCGAUAGUCGAACUGCCUUGAGAGCGGCAGCCUGGGGAGGGCAUGAAGAUAUUGUGCUGAAUUUACUUCAGCAUGGUGCUGAAGUUAACAAAGCUGAUAACGAAGGGAGAACUGCUCUGAUAGCCGCAGCGUAUAUGGGACACAGAGAAAUUGUGGAGCAUUUGCUGGACCAUGGGGCCGAAGUGAACCAUGAGGAUGUGGAUGGGAGGACCGCACUCUCUGUGGCUGCCCUCUGUGUGCCUGCCAGUAAAGGGCAUGCGUCCGUUGUUAGUCUUUUAAUUGACCGUGGCGCUGAGGUGGAUCACUGUGAUAAAGAUGGCAUGACUCCCUUGUUGGUAGCUGCCUAUGAAGGACACGUGGAUGUUGUCGAUUUGCUUCUAGAAGGGGGAGCAGAUGUGGAUCACACAGAUAACAAUGGCCGGACUCCCCUUUUAGCAGCAGCUUCUAUGGGUCAUGCUUCAGUAGUAAAUACACUUUUAUUCUGGGGUGCUGCCAUUGAUAGCAUCGAUAGUGAAGGUAGGACAGUCCUCAGCAUAGCUUCAGCACAAGGAAAUGUUGAGGUGGUACGAACUCUGCUGGACAGAGGAUUAGAUGAAAAUCACCGGGACGAUGCAGGAUGGACACCAUUGCACAUGGCAGCUUUUGAAGGCCACAGGUUAAUAUGUGAAGCGCUUAUUGAGCAAGGAGCCAGAACAAAUGAAAUAGAUAACGAUGGCCGUAUACCUUUCAUUUUAGCUUCCCAAGAGGGACAUUAUGAUUGUGUACAGAUAUUACUGGAAAAUAAGUCUAACAUUGAUCAAAGAGGAUAUGAUGGAAGGAAUUCCUUGCGGGUUGCUGCUUUAGAAGGACACAGGGACAUUGUUGAACUACUUUUUAGCCAUGGAGCAGAUGUUGACUACAAAGAUGCUGAUGGCCGACCCACACUUUACAUUUUGGCUCUUGAAAAUCAACUUACGAUGGCUGAGUACUUUUUAGAAAAUGGUGCAAAUGUAGAAGCAAGUGAUGCUGAGGGGAGGACGGCACUUCAUGUUUCCUGCUGGCAGGGUCAUUUAGAAAUGGUGCAGCUUUUGAUGACAUACCAUGCUGAUAUUAAUGCUGCGGACAAUGAAAAGCGGUCUGCUUUGCAGUCCGCAGCCUGGCAGGGCCAUGUAAAGGUGGUCCAGGUUUUAAUUGAACAUGGGGCUGUAGUGGACCACACAUGUAAUCAAGGUGCAACUGCUCUCUGCAUUGCUGCUCAAGAAGGACACAUUGAUGCUGUGCAGAUAUUGCUAGAACAUGGUGCUGACCCAAACCAUGCAGAUCAAUUUGGACGUACUGCUAUGCGAGUUGCUGCCAAAAAUGGACAUUCUCAGAUAAUUAAAUUAUUGGAAAAAUAUGGUGCAUCUAGUUUAAAUGGUUGUUCACCAUCUCCUGUUCACACAAUGGAGCAAAAGCCUUUGCAGUCGGUGUCUUCAAAAAUGCAAUCAUUAACAAUAAAGUCAAAUAGUUCUGGGAGUACUGGUGGAGGAGAUAUGCAGCCUACAUUGCGGAGCUUAUCAAAUGGGCCAACUCACGCAUUCAGUUCUCCUUCAGAAUCUCCAGAUUCCACAGUUGAUCGCCAGAAAUCAUCACUGUCAAAUAAUUCUCUUAAAAGCUCCAAAAAUUCUUCUUUGAGAACUACUUCUUCAACAGCAACUGCUCAGACAGUCCCCAUUGAUAGCUUCCACAACAUGUCUUUUACAGAGCAGAUACAGCAGCAUUCGUUGCCACGAAGCCGAAGUAGACAGUCAAUUGUUUCCCCAUCUUCUACAACACAGUCCUUAGGACAGAGUCAUAAUUCACCAAGUAGUGAGUUUGAGUGGAGCCAAGUAAAGCCCAGUUUGAAAUCAACUAAAGCAAGUAAAGGAGGGAAAUCAGAAAAUUCUAACAAAUCUGGUUCUGCUGGGAAAAAAUCUAAACCUAGCAAUUCUUCACAACCAAAAGUUUUAGAAUAUGAAAUGACUCAGUUUGAUAAAAGGGUACCUGUUGCCAAAUCUGGGACUAGUACACCACUUAAGCAAAUGCCAACAGAAUCACAGUGUAAAAUUAUGAUUCCUCCAUCUCAGCAAGAAGUUGGUCGAUCUCAGCAGCAAUUCCUAAUUCAUCAACAAAGUGGUGAACAGAAGAAGAGAAAUGGAAUAAUGACAAAUCCAAAUUAUCACCUACAAAACAAUCAAGUUUUCCUCGGUAGGGUUUCAGUCCCACGAACAAUACAGGAUAGAGGGCAUCAGGAAGUUCUAGAAGGCUAUCCUCCUGCAGAGACAGAGUUAAGCCUUAAACAAGCCCUGAAGCUUCAGAUUGAUGGCUCAGAUCCAAGUUUCAACUACAAAAAGGAAACACCUUUAUAAAAGUUCCUAUUUCUGUGAAACGGAGACAUUUGUCGCUAGCAUGAUUCAUCAGCUGCCUGGGACAAAAGCAUCUAAUGCCUGUUGAACAGCUGGAGAAAUGAAGACUGUGAUCUCUGCAGUAGUUACCUUCAUUACUAUAACGUGCCUACAUUUGAAGGCUGCCUUCUCAGUGUAAUCCUCUGUGCUUCAAAAUUUUAUUUUGUGUACUUUGUAUUCACUACACAGAAUAAGCACUUUUUUUCUCAAAUGCAGAUACAUAUUGGCUGCAUUUCCCUGACACAAGCUGAAAAAAAAUCGAGUAAGCAAUUUUGAGUUAAUAGUUCAAGGUUUGAUAUAUGUGCAUGUGCCACAGUUAAGUGUUCCUUGUAUUUAUUUUUCUUAUUGUGGCAAAAGAAACUAGACAUACAAAUCAAAUAACAUUUGCAUUGUUGUGGUGUAUGGUUCCUUUCUCAUGUCAUUAAACUUUUUUUUUUCAAGAAAACCAAAUUUUACAUCAUUUGAGAAGUGACUUCAUGUUCUCUAUACUUUGUUGCUCAUUGGAUAAAAGCAAGAUUACACUUAAAUGCCACAGGAUAGGUAAAGAGAAAAAGAAAAAAAUCUUGUUGACAAAUAGUUAUUUAAUAAUCCUUAAGCAAUCAAAGAACUGUUUUAAAUCAUCAAAUAUAAAUGUUCACUCACAGUUCCCCUCAUCUCUGUUUACAGGCCUUGGAAAACAAAAAAGCAAGCAGAUCAGGGUGCUGUUUCAUUCAUUGGGCUGCACUUUAACCUUCCACUGGUCAUUCCACCCCCCAAUGAGUUAUACCAUUCUUCUUAAGGCAUGAAAAUUCUCAGGGCCAGAUCCAUGCUUCAGGUGUCUGUAUGUAGUGCUAAAGGCAUCUGUGUAAUUGAAAAUACCCUUCUUGCUUGAAUAGACGGUUCAUUGACCACUACCCUUAUUUAUUUCCAAUUCAGUACUAGUUCCCCCACAAUGUUAAUUCUAAUGUCAUACAUCUCAGCUAUUUCUAUCCUGUAAUUUAGCAUACAACCAAAAUGGCAUCAUUAAAACAAUUUUAUAUUGAUUUUUAAUUGUUUGAUCGAGUGACUAUUCUUGAAAUCCUAGGAUUAUAGAAUUAGAGCUAGAAGGGACCUUAUCUUUCAUUCAGUUUAGCCCCUUAUCUUCCAGAUGAGGAACCAGGAGCCCAUAGAGGUUAAGACUCUUGUCUUAAGUCUCACAACAAAUUAGGUAUCAGAGGUAGAAUUAGUGUUCCUGAUUCCAUAUCCAGGGUUCUCUUUACUAGGCCAUGUUGAGAUGAAUGUAACCUAUGUUACCCUUCAUAGAUAAUACUGCAGACUGACCAACCAAUGGACUGUAUAUCCGUUCUUUGGUUCGUAGUGAUGAUUCAUUUCCAUGCAUUCUCCCCAUUUUUCUGUACAUUGCCAGGACAGCUGCAAAGAUUGUGAUCAGGAAACAAGGGGAAGUCCAUUAGACCCUCUGAGGAUCAAAUCCACAACAUACUUGGCUUACUGGGUAUCAAUACAUACCAAUCAGCCAGCCAUGCUAACUGAUGUGCGUGUGUAUAUUUUUCUUGGUGACAUUUAGCAUAACUGGUUAGAACAUGAUCGUGGUUAAAGCCAGCAACGUGAUUUUGACCCUAGUGUGGACUAUAUAGCUUUGCACAAAGAAACACUUGUGACGGCUGACUUCAGCCUCUGUCCAGAUGAGUGCGGUCUGUUGGCCCCUGCAGAAAGGCAAGAGUAUGGAUGAGCUAGCCCGAAUCCAUCACCCCUACCAUUAAAACGAGGAGAUCAGCACGGCCGUCUUCAUGCCUGCUCACCAUGACGUGUUGAAUAUUUAAGGUCAUGGAAAUACUUAACUAACGGGUUAAGAUUCCAGUUGAAUCCCAUUUAAAAAUUCAUGUUUAAAUCAGUGCAGCUCAUUUUGUUUGACUUUACGACAUCAGUUACAUGUCUCUGAUAAUCAGAAAUGCGGGAUACGUUUUGAAAUUUGUUACGGCGACAUGGCAAUAUUGAUAACUCUAAUGUGAAUGUUUCGAGUACUGAACUUCUUGUCCCUAUGGGACAUUUAUAAAGUAACAAAACUCUUGCAAAGUAGCCUUAAGAGUGUUAAUGGUUCCAUAAGUAAAUAUGAACACAUCCUAGUAUUAGCACAGACUUGACUCCUCAAGCUUAUUAGUACAUUGACAAUAUUUUAGAAGAUGGAGCUCUACUUAUUAGGUGUAUUUUUCUUUAGAAAGAGAACCCUAAAAACGACCAGUUUUCUAUUAACCUUGAGUUGUUUGGAUUCUAUUUAUUUAAUUUUAUUGUAUUUGUAACAAAAAUGCACCUUGUGGCCAAAGGGCAAAGAAUAUAAUUCAUUUCACAAAGGCUUGUUUUUCGGAGUUGAAUGUUUUCAUAUCCAUGCUAUUUACACUUGAAACUAUUGGUAGGAAAUUCACAAAAUCAGUAACCUAAAAAACAACAACAACAACAACAACAAAACAGCCAAAAAGAAAAAGAAGACCCAUUUAAAGGCAGUAUUUUCCAAAAUUAAGUUCUCCUACAUAGUUGUUUUGUGUAAAUUCUCAUUUUCCAAUAAGACAUGAACUGCUCUGUUAAGGAUAUCAGAUAUCCUGCUUUGUGUAUUUGUUUGUGUGAUUGAAUGACACGGCUGUUGUGGCCUCUGUUCCACAUUACAAAACAAACUCAAAACAGUUAUUCCAGAGUGUUCAGAUCUUCUUGAAAGUUGAACAUUACAGCCUUAUCUCUGCAGUUACCACUCUGUCAUCCCUUUUAUUUGUAUAUCAUUCCAUUCCCCUUAAUAGGGAAGCUGUAAGAGACACUAUUGAAAAUAUCUGUCUACACAUGGAGAAAGGUUUUGGAGGAAAACAUAUCAGAACAAAAAAGAAUAGCUAAGGACUGUAAUGAUGCCUUUAAUCUUCUCUUUCCCAAGUUCUUACUGAAAGUAUUAUUGUUAGCUCAAAAGACCAAGCUAUUAUUUUCUGAAUAUUGUUUCUGCUAUGCAAAUGUUGUUUGUUUAUGUUUGAGGUCCUCCACUCAUACUUUUCAGCAAACUUAGUUUGCAAACUAUUGUUUUAAUUUCUUUUAUCCCUGGUUUUGGGUUGUAAAUAGCCUACAAUGUACAUUGAAUUUCACAUUGUAAAAUUUUUAUUUUAUUCCUUGUAUUAUAUUAAGCAAAAAUCCUUAUGUAUAUGAAAGUGCAUAAUAAAUAUAUUUGCUUUUCAUUGAA